Sitodiplosis mosellana (orange wheat blossom midge) is the source of this 1837-nucleotide messenger RNA. RefSeq lists its product as uncharacterized. The record is from RefSeq and is a predicted model, not a curated record. The transcript has a single exon. The coding region runs from base 1 to 1827 and encodes 608 amino acids. NCBI's taxonomy places the organism in Eukaryota, Metazoa, Arthropoda, Insecta, Diptera, Cecidomyiidae.
AUGCUUUCAUGGAAAGAGAAAUUGUGUAGGUCAAGUUCAAACCAAGAAGUGUCAACUCUUUUGAAUGAAACCGUUUUAGAAAAGCGACGUUAUUAUUUUAAAAAGAUCAUCUCAACGAUUUUAUUCUUGGCGCAAAACGAGUUGCCCUUGCGCGGGAACUGGGACAGUGCAGAAGAUAAAGAAGGUGGCUUAUUUAAUAAUUUAUUCGAGUACAAUUUGGAAAACGAUGAACAUUUGCGUCACUGCCAAGAGCAAAUGCCAGCAAACGCAACGUAUACGUCUCCUCUCAUCCAAAAUGAAAUCAUUCAAAUCAUUGCCGAUCUGUUGCGUGAGAAAAUUGUUGCCGAUAUAAAUGAUUCUACCCAUUGCACUUUGAUGGCCGACGGAACCAAAGACAAAAACGGUCGAGAAAUCAUAUCAAUUGCGUUUCGUUAUAUCAAGAAUGGAAAGCCAGUUGAAUCACUUCUGUGUUUUGUAAAAGCUGACGACAUCACAGCAAAAGGCAUAACACAAUUGAUCAUCGACCAAAUCACAGAAUAUGACAUUAUUGUUGCUAAAAUAAUCUGCCUGUGCUAUGACGGUGCGUUCGUCAUGAGCGGAGAACAUGGUGGUGUGCAAACAUUGCUACAAGAAUACUUCAAACGAAAAAUCCCCUAUAUACAUUGUUUUAAUCACCGUUUGCACCUUGUCGUAAUAGCUGUAGUGUCGGAAAUAGACUCAUGCCGGUUAUUUUUCGAUCAAGUUAGGCUUCUGCAUAAAUUUUUCAAUCGUUUCAAGGUUCGAAGAAAAUACGACGGAACGAACAUUCCCAGACUCAUUGAAACACGAUGGUCCGGCCAUUUAAAAGCAAUUGAAACAAUCGCCCAAAAUUACGAUGAUUUGCUUGCUGCAUUGGACACGAUAAAAAAUGGCAAUGGAAAGAACUUUGAUGCCGACGACAUUGCAUUAGCUUCAGGCCUGUCAAGUGCAAUUAUGGAAAAGAAGUUUUUGUUCAUGCUGCAUUUUUUAUGUCAUUUACUCAGUUUGAUAGAACCAGCCAACAAAAUGCUUCAAAGCCGUGAAAUAGGAUUUAUUCAAGCGAAGCCGAUAAUUGAAUCCGUUCACAAAACCGUGCUGGAUCAAAGAACGGAUGAAGCGUUCAACCGUUUUCUGCAAAUCGCUGAAAAAGUAAUGAGCAAUUUUGAAGAUUUCGAGCCGAGACCACAGAGAAUUCGUCAGCGUAGCACCCGAUUGAAUAACUCUAUCGUAUUGGAGACGCUUGGGGAGCGUCACAUUGAAGUAGAUGCGCAAAACAACGUCGAAAAAGAAACAUUGUUGCUGAAAUCGCAGUAUUUCAAUGUAAUCGAUCGCGUUUCAAGUGAAAUGGCUCGUCGCUUCGAUGAGAACACCGAUAUUUUGACUGCUAUCGAUGAAGUAAACAACAUAGGUGACGAUGAUUUUGAUCGAAAUGCGCUCAAGCCGUUGAGCGAAAUUAAUUUGACAUUGCCCUCAGAAGCCGAAUUAUCCGUGGUGAAACAAUUUUUAUCGAAAGAAAAAAACAAGCAAGGAAUGUCCAAGUUAGAGAAGCUAUUUCCAGUUAGAGAAGCUAUGAAUGAUACGUAUCAACUACUGGAGGCAGCUGAAACGUUUGCAAGUAGCACGGCAGUAAGUGAGUGCUCAUUUUCAGCAUUAUCAAGAAUAGACACGGUGCGUCGGAUGGCGAUGACGGAUAAGCGCCUCUGCAAUCUCACAUUCUUGGCAUUUGAAAAAAAGAAACUCAAAACAUUGGAUGACAAUUCUAUUAUGCGAAAAUUCAAUGAAAAAAACAGACGUUUAAGUUUAUUUUAAAGUGCAACGA